AUGUUUUUCCCACGUGACCUUAAUGCCUUCUACACAAAUUUCUCAAACACCAUGUCACAGCCUUACACGAAAAAUCAGUUAUCAGAGAAACUACGUAGGCUUAGAAAAAAGUUUCGGGUUAUUUCAACCCGUUUGGCUAAAGGGUUAGAUAUGUCAUUAUUAUCACCCCAUGAUCGUUCUUUGUAUGAUCUAUCUAAACAGUUAUGGCACCCUGAUUUUGCUCAAACGUCCCCGUUUAAUGCCGAUAAGUCAAAAAAAUCCAGACCAAAAAAUGACCCGACCCAUGACCCGGCUCACGACCCGACCAAUGACCCUGAUCGUGACCCGACCCGUGAGGGGGUUUGGGUGAGUGAGGAGGAUGUUGAAGUGGGACAGGGUAAUGAUGAGAAGAAUGAUGGUAAUGGUGAUGGGAGUUUGAGGGAGGUGAAUGUGGAGUUGGAAAACGGGGAUAUUAUGGGGGAGAAACGGGUCGAUUUGGAUGGUCCGGUUCGGGUCGGGGUAGGAUAUGGUAUCGGGGAUAUUGCUGCAGCGAAGGUGGUGAUGGAUGUUUUUGAUGAGUGUUUGAAUGAUUUUAGAAAUGGAGAAAGAUCAAAUCUUGGUGGUUUAUUGAAGGAGGAAAGCGCGGAGGAGAGGUGGAGGGAACAAAGAGUUGCGGAGUUGGACGUAUUGUCGCGACGUUUGAGGUUGGUGCUUGAGCAUUCUCUUCAAAGUCAAUGA
This is a messenger RNA of Lycium barbarum (goji berry), 717 nucleotides long. Its product is annotated as probable transcription factor At3g04930. The coding region runs from base 1 to 717 and encodes 238 amino acids. Gene Ontology annotation, biological process: regulation of DNA-templated transcription. The transcript has a single exon. NCBI's taxonomy places the organism in Eukaryota, Viridiplantae, Streptophyta, Magnoliopsida, Solanales, Solanaceae. The record is from RefSeq and is a predicted model, not a curated record. Gene Ontology annotation, cellular component: nucleus.